Coniosporium apollinis CBS 100218 is the source of this 531-nucleotide messenger RNA. RefSeq lists its product as uncharacterized. The transcript has a single exon. The record is from RefSeq and is a predicted model, not a curated record. Lineage: Eukaryota; Fungi; Ascomycota; Dothideomycetes. The coding region runs from base 1 to 531 and encodes 176 amino acids.
AUGGAUCCAGAGCAGGUCCUGUCGCUCCGCCUCCUCAGAACAGAGCUCUACAACGACCCUGAGAAGUCUCUCGUGAGGGAUUUGGAGAACGCCGGGCAGAUCUUCAAUACAAUCUCUGUGCGUUCAUUUCCAUGCAAAGCCAAAACGACCGUACGAGACUUCCUGUGCGGCAAAGACAAGGAAAUGCCUUCUUGGGUCCCACACUUCGCUGAGCGUGUUCACUGGGAGGGAAGGUACCAAGUCAAAGACCCCAACGCGCCUAAGACCGUCGCGAGAAACGUGUUCCCGAAUUGUCUACCGGCCGAGCUACUCCACAACAUCAUCGACAUGCUCCCGAGCUACUCUGUGCAAGCUUUACGGAUCACCUUCCGAGAGCUGUAUCAUUUUGUUGGCGAGGCAACCGGGACACAGCAGCUUCAUGUUGUUACGGCGCGUCGGAAAGGCGAGGAAGAUUUCAGUAGGAUGUAUGUCUGGGAUAGCAAACGUCAAGAGGCUUGCGAAAUCGAUUGCCCGAUGAUGAACCCCAGAUAA